Molecule: messenger RNA, 2525 nt
Organism: Cucurbita pepo subsp. pepo (vegetable marrow)
Lineage: Eukaryota; Viridiplantae; Streptophyta; Magnoliopsida; Cucurbitales; Cucurbitaceae
Product: DEAD-box ATP-dependent RNA helicase 7
Molecular function (GO): ATP binding; RNA binding; RNA helicase activity
Source: RefSeq, a predicted model, not a curated record
AUCUCUCAUUCCCUUUUCAUUGUUCUUUUUCAUCUGUUUCCAUUCUAAACCUAGCCGCCUCUGUUCGUUGCCGGGCGUCUGUAUCUUUCAUUUACCAUUCCUGAACCGUACCGAACGGAGUCCAAUCUCAGUUCGGAUCGGUUUGGGCACCGGAGUUUUUGCAUCUUCAACCUUUUUCUCAAAUCACUGCGGACGAGAAGGAGAAGAAGAUGAAGAACAAAGCUCUCGUGGAAGCCCUAGGUACUGAGGAAGCUGUUGAGCAGAGGAGUGACGAUUUGGUUUUUUCGGAUAAGAAGAAAAAGAAGAGUAAGGGUGAUAAAGAAAGUAAGAAGCGAAAAGCUGUAGAAGUGGCUGACGACGAGGAUAGGAGUGAGACGAGCUCGGAGUUGGGUGAACCUGUGAAUUCUAGGUUGAAAAGCGGAAAGGAAAAGAAGAGCUCGAAGAAGACGAAGGUGGUUGAGUCUGACGAAGAUGACGCGGAGAAGGAGGUUGAAGAUCCGAAUGCCGUUUCUAGGUUUCGGAUUUCGGAGCCGCUUAAGGCCAGGCUGAAGGAGAAGGGUAUUAUCGCGUUGUUUCCGAUUCAGGCUAUGACGUUUGACACCGUAUAUGACGGGUUUGAUUUGGUUGGACGAGCCAGAACGGGACAGGGUAAAACAUUAGCUUUUGUCUUGCCCAUCUUGGAGUGUUUAAUAAAUGGACCUUCUAAAUCAUCACGAGGGACUGGAUUCGGAAGGUCUCCUAGUGUUAUAGUACUUUUACCUACUAGGGAAUUAGCUGAUCAGGUGUUCGAGGACUUCAAAUUUUAUGGUCAAGCCUUAGGCCUGGAGUCUUGCUGUUUAUGUGGAGGAAUGCUUUAUGGGCCCCAAGAAACUAAAUUACGAAGGGGGGUUGACAUAGUUAUUGGAACACCGGGCCGUGUUAAGGAUCACAUUAACAGAAACAAUAUUGAUUUGCGGUCUCUAAAGUUUAGGGUUCUCGAUGAAGCUGAUGAAAUGUUGAGAAUGGGUUUUGUUGAUGAUGUUGAAUUUAUUCUUGGCAAAGUGGAGGAUGUAAACAAAGUUCAAACACUUCUUUUCAGUGCCACGUUACCAGACUGGGUGAAAACUAUUGCUUCUAGGUUCCUUAAAGCAAACAAGAAAACUGCUGAUCUUGUUGGUAACGAGAAAAUGAAGGCCAGUAAGGAUGUUAGGCAUAUUGUUAUUCCUUGCUCUGAUUCAGAACGGUCUCGGCUCAUUCCUGAUAUCAUUCAAUGCUACAGCAGUGGAGGCCGAACUAUUAUAUUUACGGAGACAAAGGAAUCUGCAUCAGAGCUUGCUGGUCUUCUCCCAGGAGCACGAGCAUUGCAUGGAGAUAUACAGCAGUCUCAACGUUCGGUUACCCUUUCUGGAUUCAGGUCAGGCAAGUUUCUGGUAUUAGUGGCCACCAAUGUGGCAGCACGUGGAUUGGAUAUCAAUGAUGUUCAGUUAAUUAUCCAGUGUGAGGCUCCCAAGGACAUAGAGGCUUAUAUCCAUCGGUCUGGAAGAACAGGAAGAGCUGGCAACACUGGAGUUGCUGUGACAUUGUAUGAUCCAAGAAAGUCGGGAAGAAUUUCCAGGAUAGAACGAGAUUCUGGUGUGAAGUUUGAGCAUUUGUCUGCUCCCCAGCCUAUUGAUAUAGCCAGAUGUGCUGGAGCUGGUGCUGUAGAAUCAAUAACUCAAGUCUCUGACAGUGUAAUCCCACCCUUCAAGUCUGCUGCGGAGGAGUUGGUGAACAACUCUAGUUUGUCUGCUGUGGAGUUACUUGCCAAGGCUCUUGCCAAGCUCUCUGGUUAUACAGAGAUAAAGAGCAGAUCACUUCUGACAUCGAUGGAAAAUCACGUCACCUUAAUUCUCGAGGCUGGAAAGCCUAUCUUUUCCCCAUCAUUUGCCUACAGUGUCUUGAGGAGAUUCUUGCCCGAGGAGAAGGUUGAGUCAGUUAAGGGUAUGACACUGACGGCUGAUGGAUACAGUGCUGUGUUCGAUGUUCAAACAGAAGAUCUGGAUGCAUUUCUUACUGGUCAGGGAAAUGCAGCCAAUGUGAGUUUAGAGGUGUUGAAAACACUGCCAAAACUGCAAGACAGAGAGCAGUCAAGAGGAGGUGGUAGAUUUGGUGGCGGUGGUGGUGGUCGUGGAGGAUUCGGCAGUGAUCGCAGAAACGGUGGUGGUAGGUUCUCAGGAGGACGAGGUGGUGGUGGUGGCCGUGGAGGAUUCUCUGAUAGGAGAAAUAAUCGGUUUUCGGGCAGCAAUUCGGGUGGUGGAGGAAGAGGUCGAAGCUUUGGCGGAGGUAGCAAUUGGUAAGGGUAUCUGUGUCCUCCAAAUAAACCACGAAAGCAGCCCGAAUUGGAAAUUUUGUAGAAAGGAAGAGUUUAUGUUUUACAAGAUGAUGAUGAUGAUGAUGAUGAUGAGUAUAUGUGAGUAUAAUAGCGGUGUUGUCGCAUGAGGGCCAAUCUCGGCGAUUACAGGUGCGCUAAUUUUUGUUCUUUAUUUGAUAUUUUCGUAUUUAUUCUG